Messenger RNA from Acyrthosiphon pisum (pea aphid), 920 nucleotides. RefSeq names its product putative ATP-dependent RNA helicase DHX34. The coding region runs from base 83 to 835 and encodes 250 amino acids. Lineage: Eukaryota; Metazoa; Arthropoda; Insecta; Hemiptera; Aphididae. The transcript is spliced from 5 exons. The record is from RefSeq and is a predicted model, not a curated record.
AACAUUGUAAAGUUAUAAAUUAAUCAGAUAAUGGUAUAUUUUGUUUAAUGUCUUAAAUAUAUAUAUAAUUCAAAAACUUGCGAUGAUUUUCAGGUCACUUUUAGAAACUACCAAAGCUUAUAUUAUGAACUCAUUACGGAUGCCAGGAGCACAGACUCUUCUUUUGUUUAGUAGAAACAUUUGCACCAAUCGGAAUUUUUCUCAAAUCAUUUGCGACUCUUGGUUGCAAUUGGAGUUUCCCCUACCGGAAGCUGCUGAAAAUUUAAUACUCAAAGCUACAAAACUCCGUAAUACUUGGGAUAAUCUUUUGAAACUUAAGCUCGAAGAAAGGAGUAAUAGAAGAGCAGAACGUCAGCUGUCCAUAGACAUGGUACAGUUUAUGAACGCUGAAAUUGGUUACACAAUGAAGAGGCUUUUAGCCGCUGACCAAAAAGUCAUGUAUGUUGGACCGUCUGGCGAAGAAAUAACAUUCACGGGUCCUAAUCCUUUCUGCGGUGAAGACUGGCAGGUGUAUGAAGAUGAUAAAUAUGGUGGAAUAAGACUAGCGCCGUACUUGACAUAUGAUUGUUUAACGGGUCAAAGCCUAGUGGUGUACGAUCCGUGGAUUUGUCCCUUUUGCAAUAGCACAAUAGAAGUGACGAGUGCUCUUGAAAAACUGCAACAUCGGCAAGUGUGUGACUCUCAAACUACUUCCGGCACCGCUGAAAGUGAAGAAUGUGAAGACGUUAUGGCGAAAUUAAAACCGAACGCCAAACGUUACGACUGUCCUGACUGUCCGGGUGUAUUGUAUUUGACUCCUACUGAAAUGCUGAAACAUAAAAAAUCACACUUGUAAUUUGUAUUAUAUUAUUACUGUAAAUUUGAUACGAUUACGUCAAUAAAAAUAAUCGUUCUCCUAAUAAAAUUGUCCAUUAACCAUA